AUGAAGCGAAAGUCUGAGGAUGUAGAAGGGAAGGACGCAGUGAAGCCAACGAAAGAGAAGAAAAGGAAGAAGCACCGACAUCGUUCUCAUGGGUCUGAAAGUGAAAAUUCGGCGCCGCGCAUAGCGUCUACGGACGUGGAAAGCACACUUAGCAAAGGGAAGUCAAUAUCGAAAUCGGAUGGUGAAAAAUUGAAGAAAGAGACGAUCAAAUCUCACCUAGAGCAACUUGAACGAAUCACGCACGACAUUGCUUCGGACCCGGAAUCUAUCAGAAAGUACAUCGGGAAUGGCGCGAGCAUAGAAAUCAUCAGCGCAGCAGCAGAGCUAGCGAGGGCCUUUGCCCGGUCGAAAUUAUCAUCAGAGCAACCUUCCGAACCCAAAGAACCACCUAAUGCUCCGUCUUCCUUCGAAGCGCCUCCGAUCAAGGAUAAGACACUCGAAACCGCUGUGUUCACGCACCAGGGUGAGGUCCAUGCACAGGCGCCAUCCGCAGUUCACUCUAGUUAUGACCGACUUGAAAUCCUUGGAGACGCAUACCUCGAAGUCAUCGCCACAAGGCUGAUUUGGGAUCGCUUCCAAACCCUACCAGCAGGUCGCAUGUCCCAAAUCCGCGAACUCCUCGUCAAAAAUGAAACGCUCGCCCAGUUUUCUGAACGAUAUGGCUUUGAUAGACGCGUAAAAAUCGCCACUGAUAUCCGCAGCCAAGCAAAGCGCUGGAUGAAAGUUAAGGGGGAUAUCUUUGAAGCGUAUGUCGCAGCCGUGAUUCUGUCCGAUCCAGUCAAUGGGUUCAAUUUGGUUGAAGAGUGGCUGGCGCAUCUUUGGAUUCCAACACUCAAUCAUGUUCAGCCGGAAAACCAAGCUGCACAUUACAAGGAGACCUUAGCCAAAAAGGUAAUGGGGAAGGGUAUCAAAUUGCGAUACAUCAAUGAGAGUCCUCCUGUUAACCGAAAAGGUGGGAUGCAAACCUUUUUCAUAGGCGUGUAUCUUACAGGAUGGGGAUGGCAAGAUCAACACCUAGGCUCCGGGAGUGGACUUAAUAAAGCCGCUGCAGGCAAUGCGGCAGCAAAACAGGCAGUCGAGAACCACCCACUUAUCGAUGAAAUCCAUGCCGUUAAAAAGUCCUUCGAUGAGAAGGUUAAAGCAGAAAGGGAGAAGGCCGUUUCUGCGGAUUGAACUAUCCAUCUUCAAGGCAGAAAGAGAAAAACGGUAUUUCGAUGCCUCGGUUGCAUUAAAUGCUUAUAGACAAUUUUAAACAUGGAAACCACGACAGCCUUGCAUGUCGGUCCUUCACUGUAAGUUCAUGACAAUGGUACGCCUUGUAUGUAUGUACUAUACAUACAUCAUGAUCUUCUGAUGUUUCGUUUUUACCGGAAUCUACACACCACAUCAUACCAAGCAAGAUGGAAUGGCAAUUGUAAUUUAGAAUA
This is a messenger RNA of Coccidioides immitis RS, 1427 nucleotides long. RefSeq names its product RNase3 domain-containing protein. Gene Ontology annotation, cellular component: nucleus. Gene Ontology annotation, molecular function: ribonuclease III activity; double-stranded RNA binding. The coding region runs from base 1 to 1173 and encodes 390 amino acids. The record is from RefSeq and is a predicted model, not a curated record. The transcript is spliced from 2 exons. Gene Ontology annotation, biological process: primary miRNA processing; regulation of gene expression; rRNA processing. NCBI's taxonomy places the organism in Eukaryota, Fungi, Ascomycota, Eurotiomycetes, Onygenales, Onygenaceae.